ACGGCCGGCCUUCCUUCUCCCCGGGAGCAGGGCCGGCCUUCCUGUCCCGGCAGGAAGCCAUCCCAUCCUCCCUCGCGAGCGUGUCUGUCGCGGUUCGGAGGCCGUUGGGGGAAGCGUUGUGUAGUGGGCCGAGAUGGCGGAUGUGCUGGACCUUCACGAGGCGGGUGGGGAGGACUUCGCCAUGGACGAGGACGGCGACGAAAGCAUUCACAAACUGAAGGAAAAAGCAAAGAAAAGAAAAGGCAGAGGUUUUGGAUCAGAGGAGGGCUCCAGGGCCCGUGUUCGUGAGGACUAUGACAGUGUGGAGCAAGAUGGUGAUGAACCGGGUCCUCAGAGAUCGGUGGAAGGUUGGAUCCUCUUUGUCACGGGUGUGCAUGAGGAGGCUACUGAGGAGGACAUUCAUGACAAGUUUGCCGAGUUUGGUGAGAUCAAGAACCUCCACUUGAAUCUUGACCGGCGGACAGGCUAUCUGAAGGGUUACACACUGGUGGAAUAUGAAACAUACAAAGAAGCCCAGGCAGCCAUGGAGGGCCUGAAUGGACAGGAUCUGAUGGGGCAGCCCAUUAGUGUGGAUUGGUGCUUUGUCAGGGGACCUCCUAAAGGAAAACGAAGGAGUGGCCGUAGAAGAAGUCGAAGUCCUGACCGAAGAAGGCGCUGAAGGGGCUUCCAUUUUGCAACUUCUGCACUGUGGGUGCCUCAUACUUCAUCUUCCUCAACUUGCUGGCUGGGUUCCCAGGGUGGGGGCACAGUUGGGGAAAGCUGAUACAGCGUGUGGUCUUGGCAAAGGGGAGAGAGAUUUCCAUUUAUAAUGGGAUGUGAACAUUUGUCCUAAUUGCCACCUGUUUAAUUUUGUAUUUGACUAAUCAUUUUUAAUUUCUUUUUCUCAGCCUCUCGACUGCUGUAUCAAAUCUCCAGUUUUUUGUGUCCUUUGACGAUGCCCCCUUUUCUAUGUUUGUAAACAUAAUUCUGGUUUUAAUUCCAAAAUGGAUCUCUGAAACAGCAUUCAGAAUAAAAGGUUAUGUUUUUUUAAACUAUGUUAACCAUUUUUAAUUACAAUGUCGUAAAUGGCAUAAACUUGAUUUACACUUGUGACUCCAGUAGCUUGUUUAUGAGUUUCAGAAUUCUAGAGCAGAAACAAUAACUCGAGACCCUCGAAUGCAGUCCUCUGCUCAGGGUGUGAAUGCAAAUAAAAGCCUCCAAAUGGA
Molecule: messenger RNA, 1205 nt
Organism: Python bivittatus (Burmese python)
Lineage: Eukaryota; Metazoa; Chordata; Lepidosauria; Squamata; Pythonidae
Gene: RBM8A
Product: RNA binding motif protein 8A
Biological process (GO): RNA processing
Cellular component (GO): nucleus; cytoplasm
Molecular function (GO): mRNA binding
Source: RefSeq, a predicted model, not a curated record